This is a messenger RNA of Thunnus maccoyii (southern bluefin tuna), 2781 nucleotides long. It is a transcript of the gene snap25a, whose product is annotated as synaptosome associated protein 25a. The record is from RefSeq and is a predicted model, not a curated record. Gene Ontology annotation, molecular function: voltage-gated potassium channel activity; syntaxin-1 binding; SNAP receptor activity. The transcript has 9 exons. Lineage: Eukaryota; Metazoa; Chordata; Actinopteri; Scombriformes; Scombridae. Gene Ontology annotation, cellular component: plasma membrane; synaptobrevin 2-SNAP-25-syntaxin-1a-complexin I complex. The coding region runs from base 649 to 1263 and encodes 204 amino acids. Gene Ontology annotation, biological process: synaptic vesicle priming; synaptic vesicle fusion to presynaptic active zone membrane; exocytosis.
UGUGAAAAGUGCCCUGAAAUAACUUCUGUUGUGAUUCGGUGCUGUAUAUAUAAAAUUAUCUUGACUUGACAAAUACUACAUAUAAAGAUUUUGCACAUAAAGAUGAAUAUAAGUUUUGGUUUACAGCCUGUAAUUGAAUAAAAACUGGAGCUAAAUCAGGGAGUACAGUACAGGUACAAAACUGUGCUGUAAGUACAUACUGCACAUAGAAAGUUAGUUAAAAUCCUCCUCUGACUCUGCAGUGUCUGGGGCUGCAGCAAGAGACACGAAGAGUCUGAUAGAAGUGGCAGGGAGGAGGAGGAGGAGGAGGAGAAGACAGGAGGCUGGUGGCUCAUUUAAUAUAUCUAUUAAAAGCUGCUGCUGACGUCAGAGGUGUCCGCCAUCUUUGAGAGCUGCACUGCUUCCCCCCCAACCCCCACCCCCUCCCAUUCAAGAAGAAGUGAAGAGGACUCAGCCGACGCGCAGUGCCUUUGCAGCAUCCCAGUUAUAUACAGAGACAGGCUGGUAUCGGUUAGCUCGUGAAAUACACAGAUAUUUCCUCCCUUACUGACUGCGGGGCACCGACAACAGGCUCAGUCCUCCUCGGAUUACUACUAGGAUCUUUUCUUCCCUGUUGGAGACCAUCUCCACCCCCCACAUCCAGCAGCCAUGGCAGAUGACGCAGACAUGCGCAAUGAGCUUUCAGACAUGCAGCAACGCGCUGACCAGCUGGCCGAUGAGUCACUGGAGAGCACCCGUCGUAUGCUGCAGCUGGUAGAAGAGAGCAAAGAUGCCGGCAUCAGGACUUUGGUUAUGUUGGACGAGCAGGGAGAGCAACUGGAGCGCAUCGAGGAGGGAAUGGACCAAAUCAAUAAGGACAUGAAGGAUGCAGAAAAGAAUUUGAACGAUCUAGGGAAAUUCUGUGGUCUUUGCUCCUGUCCAUGUAACAAGAUGAAGAGCGGUGCCAGCAAGGCCUGGGGGAACAAUCAGGAUGGGGUGGUGGCCAGCCAGCCCGCCCGCGUGGUGGACGAGCGUGAACAGAUGGCCAUCAGUGGAGGCUUCAUCCGCAGGGUAACAGACGAUGCCCGGGAAAAUGAGAUGGACGAGAACCUGGAGCAGGUGGGUGGCAUCAUCGGUAACCUGCGCCACAUGGCCCUGGACAUGGGCAACGAGAUCGAUACCCAGAAUCGCCAGAUCGACAGGAUCAUGGAGAAGGCUGAUUCCAACAAGACCAGGAUUGACGAGGCCAACCAGCGCGCCACAAAGAUGCUGGGCAGUGGCUAAACGCCCUAAUCCCAGAUCUCGAUCGUCCCGGUGUCCUGCGCCGCACAUCGACAGGCGCUGACAUGCUUUCAUCAUGGUAUUGACCUUCUAGGUUUGCACACAUGCACAUAUCACCUCCCCUCCCCAUUGUAAAUGUUGUUCUGUGUGUCGUCUGUCAAGCUUUUUCAAGAUGAUUGUCCUCGUAAAAAGAUGAUUUCUUAUACUCCGUAUAUCAUUCUUUCCAAAGGUUGUAUAUAGUGCUGACUUGAUGGCUCUCUAGCUCACAUGUGAAGUUUUUAUUCUCUUUAUCAAAAUAUAUAUAUAUCAUAUAUUAUUAAAUAUCAUAUAUAAUAUAUAUAUAUAUACACAAGUACACUGCUCUGGAUGACAAGUAUAUAAUAGGAAUGCUAUACAAGCUGUUUGUUUUGAUUCUUUUUCCUUUUCAGUAUCUCAGUAUCGUCUUAGUAAAACUGUGUCAUUCCAUUUAGGCUACUGUCAUGCUCCUUAUUUUGGUGUUGUCACGACAAAAGGGAGAAGACUGACGGAAAAACAUGAGUAAAGAUUUACUAAGUGACAGUAUAAAUGAAUGGGAUCGCAAAGAGCACUUACAAUCAAAAGGCAGUCGUUGGUACAUUUUCCUUCAUCGCAAUCAUACUGAGUUACUGUUUAGACAAUGUGCAACUAGACUCUCUGUAGCUGUAUUAGACAUUGCAUUCCAAGUGAUGUGAAUUGUGCGUUCUCUGCAUGACAAAUGGUAGAUUUUAGUCUUAUAAAUAAAACCUGUCUGAAAAAUAUAUAUAAAAAAUGAUAUCAUGGCAGUAGCAAAUUGACAAAACGCAUGCUCAGUAUUAGGACACAGUUGAUCGUUCCAUACUCCUGCAAGUUUGCAAUAGUGCCACUCUUUCUGUCUUGAUAUAUUUACCAACUGUGACCAUCUCGUUGUAAAAUAAUGCAAAAGGGAUCAAAAAAGUGAGAUUACGACGAAAAAAACAUGAGGACUUUGGGGUUGUAUUGCAAAAAAAAAUGACCUGUUUUCUAAAUGAUUAUGCAGUUCAGUGAUGAAGAUGUUGAUUAUGUGCUGAAAGAUGAGGACUGGUUGUGUACUGUAAUAUAGGUUUUGGAUGCUCUGAAAAAAAAAAUAAACGUUUGCAAUGUAAAGCAAAGACGCAUAUUUCUGAGAGACCUUACUUUUAUAAGAAGACUGUAUCUGUAAGUUUAUUCUCCCCGUGUGGUUUGUUAUUGGUAAAAUAAUGAUAAUAUUGAAUAACAAUAACUAUACUCUGAAACAAAAAAAAAAUACAUACAAAAGGGUUUUUUGUUGCUUCUGUACUUUAGAGCUAUGCACACCAAAUCGCCAAAAUGUCGAGUAGUUAGAGUAAGGUGAUUAAAUACCUAAACCUGAAUGACACAAUAGGUUAAACUGUGAGAUUGAUGUCCUCAACGCAUGUAAUAUUAAAGACUCCCUCUCUGUAUCCUGUCAGUGUGUGAAGUGGUGGACAUUUUGUAGCUAGCUGAAUUGAUUAAAAGUAAUAAACCCUA